Molecule: messenger RNA, 1943 nt
Organism: Strongylocentrotus purpuratus (purple sea urchin)
Lineage: Eukaryota; Metazoa; Echinodermata; Echinoidea; Camarodonta; Strongylocentrotidae
Product: 39S ribosomal protein L21, mitochondrial
Exons: 7
Coding region: 78-680 (200 amino acids)
Biological process (GO): translation
Cellular component (GO): ribosome; mitochondrial large ribosomal subunit
Molecular function (GO): structural constituent of ribosome; RNA binding
Source: RefSeq, a predicted model, not a curated record
ACUUACAAACACCAUCGAUUUCAUGUGUGCGGAAAGAUUUCUAAAAAUUGCACAAUUACGUCAAGAAAAAGACGAAAAUGGCAGCAUUCUUGCGUUCUCUGAACGCCUUUCGUGGAGGUACUUUAUGUCGGUUAAAUGCAGAUAUCGGUAAACGCUCAUUAUUUGAGCAGUCGAAUCGAGCUCCUUCCAGUAUGAACCCUGUAGCACGAUAUCAGCAUACCACACAGUAUCCUUCUGUACUAUCUAGAUUCAUGUCCACCCAACAACAGAACCCUUCUCUCCCUAGUGCUGGUCCUCCUAAUACAGCAGAUGUGGUAUCAGUGGUGAGCAGUGAUAUGAAUCAAGGACGAAUGUUUGCUAUCGUCUAUGUAUCUGGUACCCAACACAAAGUGACGUCGGGUGAUCUUAUACUACUACAGAACGACCUCCCAGCUGAUGUAGGAGAAAGAAUCAGAUUAGAGAAGGUACUUCUGCUUGGAGGGGACAAUUUCACUCUCAUAGGCAAGCCUAUGUUAAGCUUGGACACAGUGCGUGUAGAAGCCACAGUGAUUGAAAAGACGAUCAGUGAAAAGAAGGUCCACUUCAGGUUUAAGAAGAGGAAGAGAGUAGCUAGAUAUAGAGAGACGUAUACAAACUUGACGGUUUUGAGGAUAAACAGCAUAGAAGCCAAGUUGAGAUGACAGUAGCCGCACCCAUAUACGGUCAUAUACGUGUAAUCCUGAGAGCGCCAUCACAACGACUUUGAAGACAUCGACCCAUCGACUAUUUCAAUAUUAUAUUGUCUGCCUGAAUAAUCUGGGAACUGAUUCAUGAAAAUUGUUAUCAAUAACAAAUGCUAAAUAUCUAUGACAAAUUUGCUCUCAGCCAAUCAAUUGCCAUGAUUUCAGGAGCUUAACCACUUGACUGCGUGCCACGUACAUGUACGUGGUCUCGCUCUCACUUGCCUGUGCGCACCACGUACAUGUACGUGUUUAGAGCAUUGCACUGUCAAGACUGUAGCACUGCAUAAUACCUAGCCCUACUGUGUAAUUAGCACUGCAAUGAUGUUAUACAGGUCUUGAACAGUAGAUGGCACCUUUAAAAAAAAAAAGGUUUUUGUACAGUACAAAAAUGCUGUAGCACAGGGGGUUUGAACGUGUUUUAAGCCAAUAGCAGUCAAGUGGUUAAAACAGUUGUUGUAACUUGUUACUGAUAACAAGUUGUAUGAAACAGGGCCCAGAUCAUGUUAUAUGUUCAUACAUUUCAAAAGAUGGUGAGCAUGUAUUUAGAUUUUCAAUUCUUCAAAUCUGACCGGGCCUCCACACACAUUUACAUAUCAUAUGCGUAAAUGUCUUUGUAACACAAGGUCACUGAACUUCUCAUUAGUAGUUUUUUUGAAAAUCUUGAGAUCCUGUUCUCUUAAAAAAGACAUUGUCUUUAUCAAACUGUUUGUGAGUGACUUGAGUUAUACUGCAGACCUUGUUUUGGAUGAGCCUAAGAUAUUUAUCAUAGUUAAAUUUGUGCUUCAUCCAACAAGACUCUAUUUUGUUUCAUUCCGUCAUUGAAAAACAUGUUAUAUUCUAUAAAGCCCACAACACAAACCGACUACAUUUUCUCAUGAAGAAAAAAAAGAAUUGAAAUUGUCCCAUGUACAGUAACUAUUCAAAAUUUUGUAAGUUUGCUGGAGACGUCGUGGUAUAGUGGUUCAAUCGCUUGAGGCUUAAUCCAAGUGUUGAGGGUUCAAAUCCCAGCCCGCCCUAAUGUCUUUUGGCAAGACAUUAAUCCACAUUUGCCACCCUCCACCCAGGUGGAAUUGGGUACUUGGCAAUUGCUGAGGUAAUAAUAAUUGCAGGGCCCUCUGGAAGAACAACAUUGGAGCCUCUGAGGGUUCCUCUGGUAAACAAAAUUAUUAUUAUCUUUAAAAGGGUCCUUAUAUUCAAUUCAAGGUUUAUUAAAAAAUAUCU